UCCGGCUGCCCUCCAUGCCGCUCGUCAAGAAGUGUCCGCUCAUUUACCUCCCAAUUUGUCUCCCCUGGACACACUCAAAGAGCUCCAAACCUCUUCGGAAUCUGCUUUUUUAAAAUUAAUUUAUUACUAUUACCCCCCCCCCCCUUCCCGAGCCUUCACAGGGGCCAUGGCCUUCCUUGGCAGUGCGGUUCGGCAGUUGGUGUCGGCGGUGCGCCUCCCGCUCACCGUCCCGCUGUGCCGCGCAAGUUGUCGGACAUACAGCUCGGAGCCCACAGCAGAGAAGAGCGUCCCUUAUGAGAAGACACUCAAACGGGAUGGCACAGCCACAUCUGGGCCGACUAAACCUUUACCAAGGUCAGCAGACGUGGUGGUGAUCGGAGGAGGCAGUCUGGGCUGUCAGACAGUGUAUCACCUCGCUAAAAUGGGCCUGACCAAUGUGGUUCUGCUGGAGAGAGACCGACUGACUGCUGGAACCACCUGGCACACAGCAGGCCUCCUGUGGCAGCUUCGCCCGAGCGACGUUGAGGUGGAGCUCCUGGCCCACACACGGAACUUGAUCAGCAAAGACCUGGAGGAAGAGACGGGCCUCCACACCGGCUGGAUCCAGAACGGAGGACUCUUCAUCGCCUCCAACAAGCAGCGGCUGGACGAGUACAAGCGCCUCAUGUCGCUGGGUAAAGUUUACGGCAUAGAGUCCCAUGUGCUCUCACCUGCCGAGACAAAGGACCUCUAUCCUCUGAUGAAUGUUGACGACCUUUACGGGACACUUUAUGUGCCCAAGGAUGGCACCAUGGACCCUGCAGGCACCUGUACCACCCUGAGCCGAGCGGCCUCUGCUAGGGGAGCCACGGUGAUUGAGAACUGCCCUGUAACUGGUAUCAAAGUGCGGGUGGACGACCUUGGGGUGAAGAGGGUGAAGGCAGUGGAGACCCCGCACGGCACUAUAGAGACUCCAUGUGCGGUGAACUGUGCAGGAGUGUGGGCCACCAAGUUGGGGCACAUGGCUGGAGUGAAGGUGCCCCUCAUUGCCAUGCAUCAUGCCUAUGUGGUAACAGAGAGGAUUGAAGGCAUUCAGAAUAUGCCAAACGUAAGAGACCAUGAUUCGUCAGUGUACCUGCGUCUCCAAGGUGACGCCCUGUCCGUGGGUGGCUACGAACAAAAUCCCAUCUUCUGGGAUGAGGUUUCCGAUAAGUUUGCCUUCAGCCUGUUUGACUUGGACUGGGAUGUAUUCAUGCAACAUAUCGAGGGUGCCAUCAACAGAGUUCCUGUUCUAGAGCAGAUUGGUAUUAAAUCCACUGUCUGUGGACCAGAAUCCUUCACAGCAGACCAUAAGCCGCUAAUGGGAGAGGCUCCAGAGGUCAGAGGUUUCUUCUUGGGCUGUGGCUUCAACAGUGCUGGUAUGAUGCUGGGAGGUGGCUGUGGUCGAGAACUAGCUCAUUGGAUUAUCCACGGCCGCCCUGAGAAGGACAUGUAUGGCUACGACAUCAGGCGUUUCCAUAACUCGUUGACGGACAAUCAACGCUGGAUCAGAGAGCGGAGCCACGAGUCUUACGCUAAGAAUUACUCGGUGGUGUUCCCCUUUGAUGAGCCGCUGGCGAGCAGGAACAUGAGGAAGGAUCCGUUCCACCAGGUGCUGACAGAGCAGGGCUGCGUGUUCCAGGAGAGACACGGCUGGGAGAGACCGGGCUGGUUCACCAAGGAUGGACAAGCUCCUGUUAAAGACUACGAUUACUAUGGAGCUUAUGACAUCAAGAAGAAUCAGCAGUACAACUACAACGAGCUUCUUGGCAAAGAAUACACCUUUGACUUUCCACCGCAUCAUGACGUGAUAAAGAGGGAGUGCCUGUCAUGCAGGCACGACGUUGCUGUGUUUGACAUGUCCUACUUUGGAAAGUUCUAUCUCACCGGGCCAGAUGCCAAGAGAGCAGCCGAUUGGCUGUUCACCGCCGAUGUCAACAAGAAGCCAGGUUCCACCGUGUACACCUGCAUGCUAAAUACAAGAGGAGGGACGGAAGCUGACCUGACAGUGAGUAGACUGGAGUCCGGUGCUGCCAACCUCCCGCUGGCGCCCGAGUCCAAUGGUGAUGCAUACUACCUGGCCAUUGGAGGUGGUGUUGCCGAGCACAACUGGAACCACAUUCGAACGGUUCUGCAGGACCAGGGCUUCCGCUGCCAGCUAACGGACCACUCAGAGGACAUGGGCAUGAUCAGCAUCCAGGGACCCAAGAGUCGGGAGGUGCUACAAGAGGUGUUGGACACAGACCUCAGCAAUGAAGCUUUCCCUUUCUCCACCCACAAAGUCGUCAACGCGGCCGGCCAUCAGGUGCGAGCGAUGCGUCUGUCCUUUGUCGGCGAGCUGGGCUGGGAGCUGCAUGUUCCCAAACACUCGUGCCUUCCUGUCUACCAUGCCGUCAUGGCCGCCGGCGCCAAGCACGGCAUCAUCAAUUCAGGCUACAGGGCCAUUGACUCACUCAGUAUAGAGAAAGGGUACCGCCACUGGCACGCCGACCUUCGCCCAGAUGACACGCCCCUGGAGGCGGGGUUAGCCUUCACCUGUAAGCUGAAGAGCUCCAUCCCCUUCCAAGGUCGACAUCGACUGGAAAAGCAGAAAGAGGAGGGCCUAAGGAGACGCAUCGUCUCCUUCACCAUCGACGAGAAAGUACCAAUGUUUGGCCUUGAGGCAAUCUUCCGUAAUGGCGUCCCCGUUGGUCACCUGCGGCGCUCUGACUAUGGAUUCUAUAUCGACAAGACAAUCGGCUACGGAUACGUCCGCAAUCCUGAUGGAGGAGUGGUGAGUGCCGAUUUCAUCAAGAGUGGCGAGUUCACCCUGGAGAGGAUGGGAGUGACGUACAAGGCAAAGGCCCACCUCAGAUCUCCAUUUGACCCGGAGAACAAGCGAGUGAAGGGCAUCUACAAUUGACAUGGACCUCCAUGGAAUGAAUACCUCCUCCACUUGGGGCUGAGAUGAGCCUCAGAUGUUGGGCAUUCAGGUGCAAGAUUUCAGUCGUAUCGGGCAAAUCCGGAAGUUUUAUUCAUGCUGUGACUGGAUGGGGAUUUGAUGGACUUGAUAUUAACUUAUACAGUGAGAUGCUGAUUUGAAAUUAAUCUAGUUUGAAUGUGAUAUCGCUGAAGGUCCUUCCUGCCAUUGGCUUCAUGUUUAGUUUCCCAAGUUUAAUCGUCAGCAGUUUACUCACUGAUUUAACUUCACUAAACAUUUCAAAAUCAACUAGGCUUCACCUUUGCAGAAUUGAUCUGAAAGGGUCAAAUUAACAGCACACGAUCAAUUUUGACAAUUAGAAAUUGUCAUUAAAAGUUCAAAUCAAGCUAAUUACUUUAUCCUUGUUAGUUACCUCAAGACAAAACACAAUCAGCGUUUUUAACGAACUAGCCGUUAAAGUAGCAGCUAAUAUAGACACUAUAAUACACGGAUGUCAAACUCAAGGCCCGGGGCCAGAUCCGGCCCACCACAUUAUUUUAUGUGGCCCACAAAAGCAAAUCAUGUGCAAUUUUGGUAUUUUAGCAAGAAGCAUGAAGUUUCUUGCUAAAAUACCAAAAUUGAAAAUUGUCUUCACUUUUAAAAACAUUGAGAUAUUACAGGCGGCACGGUGGCCGACUGGUUAGAGCGUCUGCCUCACAGUUCUGAGGACCGGGGUUCAAUCCCCGGCCCCGCCUGUGUGGAGUUUGCAUGUUCUCCCCGUGCCUGCGUUGGUUUUCUCCGGGCACUCCGGUUUCCUCCCACAUCCCAAAAACAUGCAUGAAUUGGAGACUCUAAAUUGCCCGUAGGUGUGAAUGUGAGUGCGAGUGGUUGUUUGUUUGUAUGUGCCCUGCGAUUGGCUGGCAACCAGCUCAUGGUGUACCCCGCCUCCUGCCCGAUGAUCGCUGGGAUAGCCUCCGGCACACCUGCAACCCUAGUGAGGAGAAGCGGCUCAGAAAAUGGAUGGAUGAGAUCUUUUUUGUUACCAAUAUUCAUUUUAGAAUAAAUUGAUUAAUUGCUGAUUUAAAAGCUAGUUAUCCAUCAAUUAAUUGUGUACAUGUAAUAAUAUGAGACAAUUGUACAUUUAUAUGGGUUCACAGUCAUAACGGCCCUCCAAGGGAAACCAUAACUACAAUGUUGCCCAUGACAAAAAUGAGUUUGACUCUCCUACUUGUUGGUUAAUUUGCAUUGGAAGCAGUCAAGUAAGUAUUAAUCAUAAUCUUUUUGCUAAAAUCUUCUUUACAUUUACCUUCAUAGAAUGAAAAAAAAUAAUAUUGUUUUGACCCAGGGUAUUUGUAAAUUGUAUCUUGCCUUUAAGGCACUGUGGUAAAAGCUGUACAAAUAAGGAACAAUGCCAUUUAUUCAGGCACUAAUAAGUACACAUGCUAAACUGUUAUAGAACUCAGGGCUCUUACUUCGUCUUAAAAUGUGUCAAAUAGUGUUUUUGCCAACACAGCGGCAUCCACUAUGAUCCACUGAUAAAAAAAUGUCUACUACAAGAUGUACCCUUCUUCUUAUAACGAGACGAAAUUAAAUCAAAAUGAUUUUUGAAGCUAAAAGUAUGACAGCUUGUUGCUUUACAUUUUCAAUUUGGAGGUUGAAGAAUACAGUAAGGCGGCACGGUGGAUGACUGGUUAGCGCAUCUGCCACAGUUCUGGGGAGCGGGGUUCAAAUCCCGGCCUUACCUGUGUGGAGUUUGCAUGUUCUCCCCGUGAGUGCGUGGGUUUUCUCCAGGUACUCCGGUUUCCUCCCACAUCCCCAAAACAUGCAUGGUAGGUUAAUUGAAGACUCUAAAUUGCCCGUAGGUAUGAAUGUGAGUGCGAAUGGUUGUUUGUUUAUACUGUAUGUGCCCUGCAAUUGGCUGGCGACCAGUUCACGGUGGACCCCGCCUCUCGCCCGAAGAAAGCUGGGAUAGGCUCCAGCACGCCUAGUGAGGAUAAGCAGUAAAGAAAAUUGAUGGAUGGAGAAGUAUCUGUUCUCAGUCAAAUGGUAAUUUAGGUCUGUAUGGCAGGAAACUUUAAAAGUAUAUACAGUAUAAUAUAUUAGUGGCCUAACCUUGUUUGUGGCUCAUCCUUUGCGGUCUUACGGUAAUACAUUCUCCAGUUGCACACUACGAUCCCUGCAGGCACUUGAGUCACAUUACAGAUAGAUGAUAGAGGGUUAUUAUGAGAAUCAUGACUUUUAAGAAAACACAUUUUUCUUGCACAGUAUUCCUUCAAUGACAUUGAGUACAAACAGAAAAACAGAACAUUUUUGUUUUGUGAUAGCUCCUUUUGCUUUGGUGCACUCUUAAUUACUUCAUGUUUACCGCGCAGAAUUGAUAAGAACCAGCAUAAACUUUGUGUUUAGACCUCGUCUAAUUAUGUGGAAAAAUUGUUUACAAAAACAAAUUGAAUUGUGGCACAUUCCGUUUAAUUGAGUUGAUUAGGCCUGUCUGCGCCAAUCCAUCCUUCUAAUGGGGCCAUCAGGUUUUCAGCUAUAUUGGAUAAAUCCUGUUUGUUUGAUUGACUGUGUCUUACUGUGUUUCUGUUUUGGGUCCAUAUCGCUAAUGUGGCAGCUGCUGGUGUGUGCAUUAUUAACACAGCAUUAUGGUUUGUUACUAGCUAGAACUUCUAAAAGUUGUUGACACCAUGUGUUUACAGUCUGUCACUCGUUACGUACAUAUUUUCAGGAUUAUCUUUUUCACACAUUACUAAAAUGCUCUCACACAACUGAAUUCUGCCACACACAAUUGAAAUCCUGUCACAUACACUGAAAUACGCCCAUAUGAUAUACUGAAAUAUGUUUUAAAAGUCUGUGUGGGGAAAAAAAAACGUGUGAGAGCAUUUCAGUAGUGCAUGUGAGUAAAAACAAAACAAAAUCUGUAGUGCGUGUGUGUGAGAAUGCUUCAGUAGUGUGUAUGAGAGUUUCAGUGUUGUGGAUGAGAACGUUUUAGUGGUGAAUGUGAGCAAAUAAAAUGAGGGGGGAAAAAAAGUCUUAUAGUGUUUUCAGUUGUGUGUGACAGCGUGUCGGUCGUGUAUGUCAGCAGUAUGUCAUGUAUGUGUGAGAGCAUUUCAAUUGUUGUUUGUGAGCCCCAAAAAAUCUGUAUUGUGUAUGAGAGCGUUUCAGUUGUGUGUGAGAGGUAAUCCUGAAUUAUGUCCCUGAUGGGCCCUCAUACUGUUCAGUGCCCAACUUUAACCAAAGUGAAACGCCGCCACUUAGUAUGUAAAACUAUUAUACAGAACUUGCCAAACAGAAUGUUUACACAAUUGUUCCUCCCCCGGGGCAUACCAUUAAACACACAAUUGUUAGUAUUUAGCUUAAUUAAAUAAUGGCAAUAUAACUGUUUCUUACCACAAUGUAGGAAAUGGUCAGAAUCUUAUAUUAUGUCAACUGGAGCAUUAUCCAGCAGCAUGAGUGGUCUCACAAUUGUACACGUCCUCCGGUGCACAAUAAUUUAUGAAUAAAAAUGAUGUGCUAAAAACUAAUGUAGUAUUUGACUGUAAAAACCCAUACAUCGUUUAAAAAUCUCCUCUAUAGUGGAGGCGCAAACAUUGAACCACAAUAGAGCAAGGACGAACUAUAUUGUUGUUGAACAUAAUCUGUUCCAGGACACUGGUCGAUAAUAAUCAGCUCAAGGCUCAAAGUGCCGCCAAGACUGUGCAGGCAAUGUUUUAAAUAACAUUUUUAACAUUCUUAGUCUCUGCUUAGAUUUAUUUGGUAGUUAAGUGAAAAGUUUGCUCACCCUAAGGGGAGGUGUGACAAACCCGUAGCUUGCAGAAGGAGAAGGAAAACUUGCAGAGGGAGAUGUACCACUUCUGCCGUGGAGGGGACUUUCUGCACAUUUAGAUAAACGCUCAAUUUGAAGUGUUCAUUCCAUUCUCCUUUUAUUAUUGAUGUUCACUAACUGUAUUGUUGCUUUAACCAUAUAUAACUACUUUCGCUCCUUUUCUCAUCAUCACACUUUUCAUCUUUAUGCUGGUAAUCUUCUGUGGAGGCGUCAAAACAAAAAAAGAUAAGAAAAAGCUGAACAUACUUCUUGAGUUAAUCCUUUAGAGCGGCGGUUCGAAAAGGUGCCACCUCAAAAAACACUUGGCUCUCCGCACUGUAACAUUACGCACAGUUUGAACAUUUCAUUUGGGUAUUCUUUUUCACCACACUUGCAAAUUACUGCUUCAGAUGCUUGACUUUUUUGGCAACUUUAGUGGUGUAUUUUUCCAGAAUAUUUUGGUCAAAUUACAAAUCAUACGAGCUCAGAGGUAUUGAGUUUUCAAGUUUCCACUGUAUUAAUUGUCGACUAAUUACUUUCCAUCCUACUGAGGCUAAAUGUGAAUACAGGACAGUUAAAACCAGCCAGGUUAUUCUCAGAUGUUUAAGAUUGACAUUAAAUAUUUCCAUGCUUACCACAUGCUAUGAAAAACACGUUUUUGUUGUCAUUUAAAAGGAAAA
Phycodurus eques (leafy seadragon) is the source of this 7402-nucleotide messenger RNA. It is a transcript of the gene sardh, whose product is annotated as sarcosine dehydrogenase. Gene Ontology annotation, molecular function: oxidoreductase activity; protein binding. The record is from RefSeq and is a predicted model, not a curated record. The coding region runs from base 167 to 2920 and encodes 917 amino acids. Lineage: Eukaryota; Metazoa; Chordata; Actinopteri; Syngnathiformes; Syngnathidae. The transcript is spliced from 22 exons. Gene Ontology annotation, cellular component: mitochondrion.